AUGGAAAUGAUCCUUUCCGUCAUAGCUGAUGCUGAAAGGAGGCAAGUGACAGAACAAGCUGUACGCCUUUGGCUUAGAUGGCUGAAAAAUGUUGCUUAUGUUGCUGAGGAUACGAUAGAUGAGUUCUCCUAUGAAACCACGCGUCGGUUACUAAGGGGGAAUAACUUGAAGUAUAGGGCUCGUGAUUUCUUCUCAUCUGCCAACCCACUCGCAUUUCGUUUCAAGAUGGCAAGGAAAAUCAAACAUAUCAAUAAGAGGUUAGAUGAAAUUACCAAAGAUACGAGUAGGUUUUACUUGCAAACUACACCUGCUAGUAACACUUCUGUUCUUCUUGGUGAAAGUAAUGAGCAACGGAGCCGACAAACUGCGUCCUAUAUCAAUGAUUCGGAGGUUAUAGGGUGGGAAGAUGAUAAGGAAAGAAUAAUAAAUAUGUUAACCAAAGUCAUACCAUCGUCAUCAAAAUCAUCUGAUAGGAACUCGGAACAGGUCUCUGUCAUUUCCAUAGUGGGGAUGGGGGGACUUGGUAAAACAAGUCUAGCCCAGCUCGUCUACAAAGAUAAGUUGGUAAAUAAUCAUUUUCAGCAAACAAUGUGGGUCCAUGUAUCUGAAGAUUUUGAUGUGGAAAAGCACUUAACGAAAAUUAUGGAGUCCUCAACUCUUAAAAAGUUUGAUACUUUAUCAAACUUGGAUGUACUAGUUCGUAAAGUUCGAGAACAACUAAAUGGGAAGAGAUAUUUGCUAGUACUCGACGAUUUAUGGAACGAGGAUGCUGAGCAAUGGGAGAUAUUCUGCAAUGCAUUGGUCGUUGGAGCUCAAGGGAGUAAAAUAUUAGAUGAUGUGGCGACAUUCAAGAUGCAUGAUCUUGCCGAGGCGGUUGUCGGAGAUCAUCAAUGCUUGGUUGUCAAGGAUACUGAUCAGUUGGAAAAUAUUCUUGAAGUUCGGCGCUUAAACUUAAUGCUGGAAGAAUUCUCAACAAGCACCAAAACCUUUAGCAAUAUAAAGAAGUUGCGGACGAUUAUCGUUUUUGGGCGGAAAUACUCUUUCAAUAUCAACAGAUUAUCAAGUAAUAAGCACCUGCGUAUUCUACACUUGGGUGAUCCGUGUAAAAGGAAUUCGAAGAAAAAAUAUAGGAAGACUCUUAGGACAAGGCAAUUAAGGUACCUCCAGAUUUCCUCUAUAUAUCUAUUCGGUAAUUUUCCCUUUAGUAGACUUUACAAUUUGCAGACAUUGGUGUUAAGUAGGUGUGGCCAUGUUCAAAAGCAUUUUAAAGAGAUUGGAUCUUUAAAACACUUGCGGCACCUUGAUAUGUCGUUUUCAGAUAUCCAAGAAUUACCUGAUUCUGUUUGGAGCCUCCACAAUUUGCAAACAUUAGAUCUCAACCAUUGUGAAAAGUUAACUACCUUACCCGACUCUGCCACUGGAUUAGAGUGUCUAAGAUUUCUUGAUAUGUCAUUUACACCUAUUGAAAAACUGCCUGAUUUUGUUACUAGUCUCCCCAGUUUGCGAACACUAGAUGUCAAUACUUGUAAGAAAUUAAAAACGUUACCCGAGUAUGUGGCAGGUCUUAAGAAUUUGAGGAUAUUUAAUUUCAAAGGAUGCCCAUUACUAGAAGCAUUAUCAGAAGAUUUUGGAGGUUUAAGUCAGUUAAGAUAUCGUAGCUAA
This is a messenger RNA of Papaver somniferum (opium poppy), 1662 nucleotides long. Its product is annotated as putative disease resistance RPP13-like protein 1. The transcript has a single exon. Bases 1 to 1662 code for a protein of 553 amino acids. Gene Ontology annotation, molecular function: ADP binding; protein binding. NCBI's taxonomy places the organism in Eukaryota, Viridiplantae, Streptophyta, Magnoliopsida, Ranunculales, Papaveraceae. The record is from RefSeq and is a predicted model, not a curated record. Gene Ontology annotation, biological process: defense response to fungus.